This is a messenger RNA of Colossoma macropomum (tambaqui), 637 nucleotides long. It is a transcript of the gene apoc1, whose product is annotated as apolipoprotein C-I. Gene Ontology annotation, cellular component: extracellular region; high-density lipoprotein particle; very-low-density lipoprotein particle. The transcript is spliced from 4 exons. Lineage: Eukaryota; Metazoa; Chordata; Actinopteri; Characiformes; Serrasalmidae. Gene Ontology annotation, molecular function: phospholipase inhibitor activity; fatty acid binding. Gene Ontology annotation, biological process: lipoprotein metabolic process; negative regulation of lipoprotein lipase activity; negative regulation of very-low-density lipoprotein particle clearance. The coding region runs from base 162 to 407 and encodes 81 amino acids. The record is from RefSeq and is a predicted model, not a curated record.
CAUGACACGACAGAGACUGCGCAAGCCUUGAUGGGUCAGAGGUGGUGUUUUUGUGAUGACGUCAGCAAGAAGGGGUCGUUAUAUAAAGCCAAGGCAUCCGACCGCCUUUAUUCUCCAAACUUCUCUUUCUGGAAGAGGACGAAACAGACAACGUUGCCAACAUGAGACUGUACCUCGCUGUUGCUGCGCUGAUGCUCGUGCUUCUUGCACACGCAGAGGCACAAGAGGAGCCCACAAUAGAGCAGCACUUUGCCACCUUCCAGACAAAAGUCAUGGAGUUGGGAAAGGAUCUGUCCGAGAAGGCCACAGCUGCAUUCAAGAAGCUGGAGGAGAGCGAGUUUGCCACUAAGACCACGACCUGGUUCAAUGAGCAGAUGAGUAAGUUAAAGGAUGCCUUCAGCCAGUAAACCCACCCACCAUAACCCAAGACCCCUGCAGUCCCAGACGAUGUGAUAUUGCUACGCCUCAUUGUGCUUAACAGAGCCAGCUGUUACAGCCUUCACACUCUGGGAUGACCUGCUCACUUUUUGUAUGAUCUGUGCAAUAUCUAGUCAUUUUCUGUCAUUUUCCAUCAUUGUUGAGUGAUAUCAACGCUGUCAAAUUCAGAAAUGUGCAAAUAAAUUAAAGAAAGAACACA